AUGGCGGGGGCUGGCCGGGAGCAGGAGGAGACGGCGGACUACUCAGACAUAAGCGACUCGGAGUUCCUGGACCUGGAGGAGCCGGGAGACUCGGAGCAACUCAGCUCCUCACAGAGUCGGCCUGGGACAUCCAAAGGAAAUCCAGGUCAGGAAGCUGGCCCACCGGGGGGCCCGAAGCGGAAGUGGGGGGUGGACGUCCAGACGCCACUGGAGAGACUCCGGCUCCGCUACCUGUGGGUCACCGACCUGACCAGCCAGAGCUGGUGCGAGCAACAGAUGGUGUUCAGCAAGGAGCUCCCUGGACUCCAGGCCCCCGAGAGAGCAGCCGUGAUGGACUUGGGUGCCAGCCUCCACCUGGCCAGAGAGCUGGAAGUCCAUGACAUCAUGACCAUCCCCACAGCCACGGAGGAAGAUUCUUGGGCCAUCAAACUCCUGAAUAUCCUGACGAUGAUCCCGGUCCUGCAGUCAGGGGGCCGCAUCCGGGAGUUCCCGGUGUUCGGGGAGGUGGAGGACAUGUUUCUGGUUGGGGUGAUUGACGAGCUGCACUACACUCCCAAGGGGGAACUGGAGCUGAUGGAGCUGAAAACCCGCAGCCGGCCGCUGCUGCCCCUGGCCGCUCAGAAGGACAAGGACUGCUUCCAGGUCCGCUUGUACAAAUACCUCUUUGACGCGAUGGUGCGGGGGCAGGUGACGCCCGCUGGCCUCGUCCGCCACGUCCAGCUGCGACCAGAACAGCCCCUCAGCCCCCAGGUCCAGGAUGUGGCCCAGAAGACCGGCUUCGCGGAGGCGGCGGCCACCCUGGGCGAGCUGGCGGAGCUGGCCUUCCUGCGCCUGACCCUGUCGGACCUCCCGUGCAUCGACCGCCUGCAGCUCAAGUAUAGCCACCAGGAGAGCGGGGCCGCCCUGGGGGCUGAGCUGGUGGCCUUCGAGGAGCGCCAGGUGCGGGCCCGGGCACGGGACUGCGUGGCCUACUGGAAGGGGCAGCGGGAGCCGCGCGGGGUGGACGUGGAGGAGGCCUGGAAAUGCCGGACGUGCGACUACACAGAAGUCUGCGAAUGGAGACGGCGGGGUGGGGCCGUGGGCCAGGGGCACCAGGCCAAGAAACCUAAGUGA
Messenger RNA from Tachyglossus aculeatus (Australian echidna), 1113 nucleotides. RefSeq names its product exonuclease 5 (gene EXO5). The record is from RefSeq and is a predicted model, not a curated record. The transcript is spliced from 5 exons. The coding region runs from base 1 to 1113 and encodes 370 amino acids. NCBI's taxonomy places the organism in Eukaryota, Metazoa, Chordata, Mammalia, Monotremata, Tachyglossidae. Gene Ontology annotation, cellular component: nucleus. Gene Ontology annotation, biological process: interstrand cross-link repair. Gene Ontology annotation, molecular function: single-stranded DNA 5'-3' DNA exonuclease activity.